AUGGAGACGCAGCUGCUCCUGAAGACACUGACAACUCUUUACUAUCAGGCCUUUUCCAAAUGUUGCCUCAGCCCUCAUGGCCGCGCCUCCUGGGUGGAACGCACGCACGUCGUGGUGAUGCAGUCACGCAGCGCUCGCUCGGCGGCUGCAGAUCGGAUAAGUGAGCGGAGCGAGAUUCUUGAGUCCCCUCAUGGCACAAACUCUUUCCCAGGAGCUGUAGCGUUACUGUUGACCCCGGCAGAUCCAGCUCGCCAAGCCAAGCGACUUCCCAUUAGAGUUCUCAAAAUGUUGACUGCGCACACUGGCCACUUGCUGCACCCGGAAUAUUUACAGCCUCUGACAUCUGCGCCUGUGAGCAUUGAGCUGGAUGCCAAGAAGAGUCCAUUGGCCCUUCUUGCACAGACAUGUUCUCAGAUUGGAAAGUCCGAUGCUCCAUCAUCUAAGCUGAGCUCCAGCAGCCAAGGCGACAAGGAGUCCAGCAGUCGCUCAUCCAUUUCCAGCCUGAAGUUGAGUGAUCAUCGGCCCCCACUGGAGGAUAAGUCCGGAUUCAAGCCCUAUAACAAAGGCAGCGGUGAAAGUCGGAGGGACAGCAGCAAUUCUUCUAAUAGCCAUUCAGACAAAGUGGGUUUCCGGGUUCCCAGCACUAAUUCUAGUUCUAACAGUAACUCGUCUAGUCACCCUCAGUCGCCCACAUCCAGAGUGAGCAGCACGCCUCCAGGACAUACUCCGCAAUCAACUCACAAAAGCAGCCAGUCUCCCAGUGGACAGCAGCCCCUCCUCCCCCAAAGCCACAGUGGAGAUAGUGCACCUGAACAGGGCAGCCCUAGCAGCUCGAGCAACAAUAGUGUGGCUAAAAAAGACAGUGAAACGAGUAGAGCCACUGUCGACAGCCCACACCAUGCAAACUCCAGCCAAGUCCGUGCCAGUACCAACAGCAGCAACAGCAGCAGUGAAGCCCCCUCCAACUCUGAUGGAGGCAAAGCAGAGGCUACUCCGUCAACCCUGGGCCCUGGACAUAUCAGACCCAUCUCUCCAUACAAGAGCAGCCAGACGGUUUUUCCCCUUCCUGGCUCAAACAUGGGAUACCACGGAUCUGUUGUGGGUGCUUAUACUGGCUAUGGAUCCCAGUUUGGACAUGGUAUGGACCCCAAAUCUGGGCUCAGUGUGGGGAGCAUGGUCGUCCCAGGCAAACACCCGAACUCCAGCCCUCUCACCGGAGCCUCCCCUCCCUCCUUUAUGCAGGGCUUAUGCAGGGACCCUUACUGCCUCAGCUAUCCUGGGAUGUCCCAUCUUGGCGGGAGCAACUGCAACUCCUGCAUCCAUGACCCCUCAUCGUCAUUAAAGUCCAGUUAUCCGCUAGUGUACCCCUCGCACCCUCUGCACUCCCUCCAUCCCAGCUCUUUGUCAACCACAUCCUCUCUGUCUCACCCCCUGUAUUCCUACAGCUUUAUGCUCCCAAACGACCCCCUGCCUCAUGCGUGUAACUGGGUUUCUGCUGGUGGACCGUGUGACAAACGCUUUGCUACGUCAGAGGAGCUCCUGUCUCAUUUGCGCACACACACGGCUAUUCCUGUGGGGUUGGACAAUAAACUCCUGGCUGUUUCCUCCUCUGGCCCGGCCUCCUGUCACCUGCACCUCCCACACCAGAGCAGUCCAGGCUCCAUGUCUCUGAGAACACCACCCAGCCUGGGCCUGUCCCGGUACCACCCUUACAGUAAAGUCCAUCUGCCCCCUGGACCUCCUUCACUGUCGCUGCACUCACUGCCCACCACUGGCCCGUACUAUCCUCCCUAUGCUCUUUAUGGACAGAGACUUGGAUCUGCCUCCUCCCUGGGAUACCCGUGA
Molecule: messenger RNA, 1845 nt
Organism: Knipowitschia caucasica
Lineage: Eukaryota; Metazoa; Chordata; Actinopteri; Gobiiformes; Gobiidae
Source: the annotation of a GenBank genome assembly